GCCACCGCGACCACCGCGCCCAGGGCAACGCCCGCCAGCGUGCAGACGCGGAGAUGGGCUUUUACUCUGGCCCCUCGCGGACGAGUACUUAUGUACCCCCCGCGUCUUCCCUGGCUCGCUGCCUGCCGCCGCGAGGCCACCUCAAGCUCGCCGCCCAUCUCGCCCAGGACAUUUGCGCGCCUGCGCGACGCUGCCGCUGCUCACCAUCAUCCCGCCGCUUGGCCCCGUGCACGCUCGUGUUCACCACGCAUAGCCCGCAGUCCUGCCUUCCCGCCACCCUCAUCCGCGCGCCGUGCACACCCCGCCGAAGCCGUCUCGUCAUUCCCACCCGCCCGCGUCGCCAUUCCCUAUGUGUGGCCCCGCCUUCUCGUUGCACCGCGCGCCGUCAAGCCCCCUUUCCGUCGUCGACACCCCGGGCAACAGUUCCGCCUACGACUGCUGUCACGCACCACGAGGGCCUCUCGCGCAUCCACGCCACGUCGUCCAGAUCUCCGCCCACAAGUGCAACCUGCAACGGCCACCCACCGCUCAGACCGGGCUCGCAUCGGGUGCAGCCCUCCAGAGACGUCAUUCACUCUGCAGCGACCUCCACCUUCACCGCGAGCGCCAUGGCAGCAGCUCUGGUGACGCUCAUGGCUACGAGUGCAGGGAUGGGCAAAGACGACAGUGGAAGCGGCAGGGAUGAUGUCGAAAAUGACACGUCAAAGACAAUGAACAGAUGUACAUUAGUGUAGAUACAGUCAACACGCCCUGGUCCUUUUCGCAUAAGAA
This is a messenger RNA of Fomitopsis serialis, 771 nucleotides long. RefSeq lists its product as uncharacterized. NCBI's taxonomy places the organism in Eukaryota, Fungi, Basidiomycota, Agaricomycetes, Polyporales, Fomitopsidaceae. The transcript has a single exon. The annotation marks the transcript as partial. The record is from RefSeq and is a predicted model, not a curated record.